Messenger RNA from Dioscorea cayenensis subsp. rotundata (Guinea yam), 3007 nucleotides. Its product is annotated as pentatricopeptide repeat-containing protein At2g13600-like. The coding region runs from base 32 to 2737 and encodes 901 amino acids. The record is from RefSeq and is a predicted model, not a curated record. Lineage: Eukaryota; Viridiplantae; Streptophyta; Magnoliopsida; Dioscoreales; Dioscoreaceae. Gene Ontology annotation, biological process: RNA modification. Gene Ontology annotation, molecular function: RNA binding; protein binding; zinc ion binding. The transcript is spliced from 2 exons.
AGCAACACAGAGACCAAGCUUCUCGAGUGGGAUGAUCAAGCGAGCAUGGCGUCGCCGUCUUCUCGUCAUCCCGGCUCCGCGCCUUCGGAAACCCCCAUCAAGAGCAGCAUCUUUCCUCUCUCUCCACGAUUUCUCCAACGAGGACCUCAUCCAGCACCUAUGGAACACCAUGAGAGCCCCUGGAAAUCUUCAUUCAGUGUUCCAGUCCCGGAAAAUCCAUGCUCGUCUCUUUGUAUUGGGUUUGGAAUCCAACCGCUUUCUCCAGAACAACCUUCUCAAUAUGUACUUCAAUGCUGGAUCCAUGGAAGAAGCUUCCUGUGUGUUCGCACGGAUUCAAACUCCAAAUGUGAUAUCUUGGAAUAUGAUGAUCACUGGGUUGUCGAAACUCGGACGUAUUCGUGAAGCACGAGAAGUGUUCGAUGAAAUGCCUCAGAGAGACUCUACCUCUUGGAACACGCUCAUCUCGGGUUACUUCUGGAGCGGGAAGUAUAGAGAAAGUAUUGACGUCUUUGUUGCUAUGCUUAGAGAUCUUAAUAGUGAGCCAAAUUCGUUUACUUUGGCGUCUGUGAUGAAGGCUUGUGGCGUUCUUCAGUGCAGAGAAUUGGGACUUCAGUUGCAUUCUUUUGUUCAAAAAUUUGAUUUUGGUAAAGAGCAGCAAAUUGAGGCGUCUCUUCUUGACAUGUAUAUUAAAUGCGGGGCAACGGAUGAAGCUGAUCGAGUGUUUGAGCGGUUGGCAAACCCAAAUGUUUUCUGUUGGAAUAGCAUGAUCUUGGGUUGCUCAAAAUCCUAUGGUGUAGUUCGUGCUCUUGAGUUAUUCAAUGAAAUGCCCGAACGAGAUGUUGUCUCAUGGAACACUAUGAUAUCGGUGUUGGCAAAACAUGGGCGUCCAAAAGAAACACUUUUGAUGAUUAUUGAGAUGCAAGCCAAAGGUUGUCCCCCUGAUUCUACAACUUAUGCUAGUGUACUUAGUGCAUGCACAAGUAUUCCUGAUGUGGGAUGGGGAAGGCAUCUGCAUGCUCGGAUUAUUAGGACUCAACUGAGCACUGAUGUCUUUGUUGGCAGUGCUUUGGUGGAUAUGUAUGCAAAAUUUGGCCACCUGGAAACUGCAAAGAGAGUAUUUGAAUCCUUAACUGACUGUAAUGCUGCUUCUUGGACCGCUCUUAUUGGAGGCUAUGCUCAAUCAGGAUAUGUGGAGGAAACCUUUAGGUUAUUUAAUAAAAUGAGGAAAAUGCAUGUGCCUUUAGAUCAGUUCAGUAUUGUAACUGCCCUUGCUGCUUGUUGUUCUAAGAAAGAUAUGUAUCUUGGAAUGCAAAUACAUUCUCUUUCCAUCAGGAUUGGAUAUGGUUGGUCCAUUCCUGUGUCCAAUGCUCUUCUUAGCAUGUAUGCAAAGUGUGGAAGUGUUAAUUGUGCUGAGUCUGUCUUUCAGUUGAUGCCCAUUAAAGACAUAAUAUCAUGGACCAGCAUGGUUACUGCAUAUGCUCACAUGGGUGAUGUUAGCAAGGCGCGUGAAUUUUUUGAUUCGAUGGUUACAAGGAAUGUGGUCACUUGGAAUGCAAUGCUUGCUGCAUAUAUACAGCAUGAUCACUUUGAGAAAGGCCUAAAAUUGUACAUUGUGAUGUUAAGAGAAAGCACUGUAAGACCUGACUGGGUGACAUUUGCAACACUGCUCAGUGCUUGUGCAAAUUCUGCAAUUUGGAGGCUCGGGAACCAAGUCAUUGCUCAUACCAUAAAGGUAGGGUUGAAUUCUGACAUUUCAGUGGCAAAUGGGAUCAUCACAAUGCACUCAAAAUGUGGAAGGAUCUCUGAAGCAAGACAUGUCUUUGAUGCAAUUCUCGACAAAGAUUUGGUUUCUUGGAAUGCCAUGAUUACUGCAUACGCUCAGAAUGGUCUUGGAAAGGAAGCAAUUGCAAUCUUUGAGAGUAUGUUGUAUAAUGCCAUUCAUCCUGAUUUUAUAAGCUAUGUUGCUGUUCUGUCAGGUUGUAGUCAUGCAGGUCUGGUGGCAGAAGGCAAACACUAUUUUGAUUCCAUGACCAGAAUCCACAAGAUAUCUCCAGGAUUGGAGCAUUAUGCUUGCAUGGUUGAUCUUCUUGCGCGUGCAGGUUAUUUAGAACAGGCCAAGGAGAUGAUAGACAACAUGCCUAUUAAACCCAGUGCCGAGGUUUGGGGGGCUUUACUUGGAGCUUGCAAAAUUCAUGGCAAUACAACACUAGCAGAAAUUUCUAUCAAGCAUCUAUUGGAGUUGGAUUUGAAAGAUUCUGGAAGCUAUGUACAGCUAGCAAAAUUAUACUCAGAUUCAGGUAAGUUAGAGGAUACUGCAGAAGUGAGGAGAUUCAUGAAAGAAAGAAGGAUAAGAAAAAACCCUGGUUGUAGCUGGAUUGAGGUUAAGGAUAGGAUUCAUGUAUUCACCGCUGAUGAUGCAAAACACCCACAAAUUAAUGAAAUUCAGCAACUGCUGGAUGAGCUCAUCAAGAAGAUUGAAGUUGUGGGAUAUAAAAGGAAUGAUACUUUAGGAUCUCAGAAAGGCCACCAUAGUGAAAUGUUAGCAGUAGCUUUUGGACUGAUGAACUUGCCUGAAUGGAUGCCUGUGUAUGUUAUGAAGAAUCUUCGCAUAUGCAGCAACUGUCAUGUAGCAAUAAAACUAAUAUCACAAGUCACUGCUAAGGAUUUUGUGGUUAGGGACGCCAACCGGUUUCAUCAUUUUAAACAAGGGUGUUGCUCUUGUGGAGAUUACUGGUAAAAUAAGAUCUCUUGUAAGUUAUUUUUGUUGACUAUCUGUGGUUACUUUGCCUGGCAAGUGCAGACACUCCUCUAUGAAUCACUGUUCGUCCAUCCAAAGAACACAUUAUUGGAGCUGCAAAAGAGAUCGUUGAUAUGAUUUCCACAUCAAAUUGAGCUGAUUCCCAGCACAAGGAUUCAGUUGCUUCUCUGGUCAUCAUUAUCUCAACAGCCUCGUUCUUGCAAAAUGUCAAUGCCUUCUUCGGUUCGGCUGUCUGAAUUUCGAUUCCCU